AUGCAGGAAGCCCUGACUUGUUCACGUAUUCUGGCGCGAAGCUUGAAACGUCUGGAGGAAAAAAAGGUGGAGUUUGAAAGGCAGCGAGACUACUUAGAUGCCGAAGACAUUCCUGAUGCUGAGUUUCGGACCGCUCGACUCCUCUUGGAUAUCCGCAGAGACCAGUGUGACAGCAUUCACGAGCUGAAGCAGAUAAGGCACAACACGCAGCUGCUGUUGGACAGGCUGGCGCGAUUGGAGGCCUCGCCGAACCAGAACACACAUUCUCUGCAGCCACCUCCAGUCAGGCUGCCGAAGAUGCCCGCAGAAACGCUGGAAGAGUUCGAAGCACUAGAGGAAGCUGUCCAAGAUGAUGAUGUGGCUGCUGCCUUGCGCGAACAUCUUCUUCAGUUCGGGGGCUCCAAUUUACGAGAGGUGGCAACUACCGUGAUGAAGAGGAUUAUGGGUCACAAGGUUCAGCUACUCUAUAGCCUGCAUGGAAAAAAGGGCAAAAAGGCCUUUAUAGACAUGCGGAUAUGCAGCAUUGCAACAGACAUCAUAUGCAGGAAGCAGAAGGCGGACGUUGCAGAGGUGCUCGCAUUCAUACGAAGAUGGCUGCCAGGCUCAAUUGACAGAUGUGGCGGCAGGAAGAGACGUUAUGAGGAAGACGUUGUCGGAGUUGGCAGCAGUCCACUGCAAGGCUCUACACCUGCUUCAGUGGCCAUUGUGCACAGUUCCUCCCAUGUAAAUUUCUAAAAUUCUCUGGACGUGCAACACUUGACACAAGGCAGGAAAAGGUGGGAUAGGAGAUCACCCCCCACCCUGUGAUAUAGUUCCAGCUAAAAAUGUGUUCCUAAGAUGAGGCGAUCCUGGAAUGAGGUGUUCCUAGGAUGUGCUGUUCCAAGGCCUGUGUGGCCUUCCCUUUCCUUGGUAGCUUGUGUGGCUACCUGUAAGUUCAAAGUGCAUGGUUCUGUGAUUCUGUUUUAUGAUUAUAAACUUAAUAGUUUAUGAUCAAGUCUUGUGAUAAAAAAAAAGCUUUUAUGAUUUUAUGUUUUAUAAUUAAUAAACUGGAUGUUCAUUCACUCACUCGUUUGGGUAUCUUUACCAAGGUGGUGGUGGAAGUUUGCACAAACGUGUGAGGCUUCAUUGCCAUGUAACCAUUUGCAAAUCAGAUGUUUGGAAGGCAAAUGCUAUACAUAAUUGUGUGUUAAUGUUAAGCUAUUAGGCACAAUGAAAUGUCUUUUUUUUUGUCUUCGCUGCUUUUGUAGCUUCCUACUGCAGUCAGUUGGAUGACGGUUUUUGUUUCGUUCAACCAUUUUCCGCCUUGUAGGCUU
Dermacentor silvarum is the source of this 1313-nucleotide messenger RNA. RefSeq lists its product as uncharacterized. The coding region runs from base 1 to 735 and encodes 244 amino acids. Lineage: Eukaryota; Metazoa; Arthropoda; Arachnida; Ixodida; Ixodidae. The record is from RefSeq and is a predicted model, not a curated record. The transcript has 4 exons.